AGAGAAAGGGAUAAAAGAGGAAGAGUAAGAAGGAAAGGGUGAAAGGAGGACCGUAGAGAAAGAGGGAGAAAGAGAGACGAAAAGAGAAGAAUAACGGAAGGAGUAAAAUACGAGAGAGACUAAAUGAUACUUAAAACACGCUUAGGAAAUAAGGAUUACUAUUUAAGAAAAAAGUCCUUUUAGCAUACAAAAUUAACACUUAUAUACCAGCUAAUAUGCAUAAUCGCAUGUACCAUUAGUUAACGAGGUAACCUGGAUGAGUUGGGCGAAUGCUAACACCUGAGUCCUCACAAAAAAAAAAAAAAAAAAAAAAAAACAUUCGACAAACUGAGACUCCACUGUCCAAGCUCGGAGUGGCCGCAGACGGAGGGGGGAAACCUGCGGUCGGCGGCGACGGAGGCAAUGAAGUUUUUGGACAUGAGAUCGUGCUGGCUGGUGCUUGUGCUUCUGUGCGUGGCCGUAAUUAUGUUCCUCCAUCUUCAUCUGACGAAGAAAUCAUCGCUCUGGAGAAAGGCCCUCCGUCACCCGAACCAACCCAGCCCAAACUCUACGGACACAACCCAAAGAAUGGCAAAUACUGACAAAGACAUCACUACCGAAGAAACCAGACGCACCGCAAAACCCGAAGGAAACAACGAAAUCCACGAAGACCACGAAAACUACAUGAAGUUGUUCAACAGACGUCUUGAACACCUGAAGGAGAAGUGCCAAGCGCUGCCUCCCUCUCCCAACACGUCGCAAUUGGCGUCCUUCGAAAGAGUUGUCGCGCCAACCGUGUUCAGAGCAUGUGUUCCGAAUAAGGUAGGGUCAAGUUCAUGGAAAAUUUUUAAGAAGAACUUUGUCAUGGCAGGCGGAAGACGGAAAUCUCCAGUGAACAUAAUUGUUGUAAGGAACCCGUUGUCCCGCCUUGAGUCUGCAUACAGGGACAAAUUCCUCGGCGGCGGCGAGAUCUCCUCGUACACGGACAGCUGGCGAAAAGCCACACAUAGCAAGGACAUGUGGCUCGACCGAUGGGACAAGUACUGGUUCCCGGCUCUCGUUGCGCGCGGCUCCAUCCCUCCAACACCCUGGUUCACGGAGAGGUUAGCGAUGAUGAAGGAUGUCAAAGAUUCUUCUCGAUUCACCCUAACCAGCGAGGAUAUGAAACAGCUCGUCACUCAAGAGUACGGGCAGAGGAUGAGUCAGUUGACGGGGACUUUCUCUAAUACCAGGUUCAAGUUUGAGGAUUUCCUGAAGUUCGUGUUGUGGUCUUACGAUCUGGGUAUUAUGGACUACCCCUGGGCGCCUAUUGCAUUAGUGUGUGAUCCCUGUAAACAAUCUUACGAUUAUAUAAUACACAUGGAGAGCAUGAAUGAGGAGGUACCUCACUUGCUUAACCUCUUAGGGUCUUCUGGUGCAUAUGAAAUGCCGCACAGGCAAAGUACCAGGGACUUGUUCUAUGUACCGAAGUAUGGGUACUACAAGUAUACCUCUAACGAAACUAUGCAGAGAAUUUUUAAUGUUUAUAGAUAUGAUUUUGAACUCUUUGGAUAUGAGCGUUCGUUUUGAUGCUCUCGUCUGGGACAGCCUCUGAAUCUAUCUGUCUAUCUACUUCUUUCUGUAUUUAUCUGUGU
Messenger RNA from Penaeus monodon (black tiger shrimp), 1613 nucleotides. RefSeq lists its product as uncharacterized. Gene Ontology annotation, cellular component: membrane. The coding region runs from base 403 to 1548 and encodes 381 amino acids. Gene Ontology annotation, molecular function: sulfotransferase activity. Gene Ontology annotation, biological process: carbohydrate biosynthetic process. NCBI's taxonomy places the organism in Eukaryota, Metazoa, Arthropoda, Malacostraca, Decapoda, Penaeidae. The record is from RefSeq and is a predicted model, not a curated record. The transcript is spliced from 4 exons.